UGAUUUUCCACCGCAAUUCACAAUCCGAUAGCCGAAACUCUGUGAUAGUAGUGUUGUAGCGAUAAUCGUUUAGUUCGGCGCUGCGCCUAAUUCCUCACUAUUGCCCUACGCUCGUAGUUUUGUAGGUACAGUUGGAACUUUUUUUGAGUCGUUGUCACUUUUUGUGUCCGUAAUGACGAAUGACUCGACACUGAGUUGAUCUCAUACUUAACGGAGUUGUCAAAUUUGCAUAGUUUUAAAAUUUACCUACUUAUUAUUUGUUAUUUUUUAUUUAAAAAAAAAUUGUUAUUUUCUCAAGAAAUAAUACCGUGUUUUAUAAUGGCGGUGACCAAAACGAAAACGAACAAAAAACCUAGUGUGGCGGUGAAUGCGUACUUGUUCGCAUACAAUUUCAUUCAAGUUUUGGGAUGGAGUUAUUUGUUAUUUCAAAUCGUUAAUUUCUACUUGAACCCACCCAAAUCUCAAUCAUUGUGGGACAUUGUAAAGUAUACAGUUGGAAUUUUCCAAAAUGCUGCGUUCAUUGAGAUAUUCAAUGUAGCUACUGGUUUGGUGAAAUCUAAUUUGGCAGUUACUACUCAACAAGUUCUGUCUCGUGUAGCAAUUGUUGCUGCUAUAGCAUUUAUACCAGAGACAUCAGGCUCACCAGGUUUACCUUUGGCCUUAACUGCUUGGUGCUUUGCAGAAAUUACCAGAUACUCAUACUAUGGUUUCAAUAUUGUUGGUUAUAUCCCUUAUCCAAUUAUUUGGGCAAGGUAUACUUUCUUCUAUGUUCUUUAUCCAGUUGGUGUUACCGGAGAAUUAUUAGUUUAUUGGACAUCAUUAGGAUAUGUUGGAAGAACCAAAAUGUGGAGUAUUGAAAUGCCUAAUAAAUUAAAUAUUUCAAUGAGUCUAUGGUCUGCAAUUGCCAUGGUUAUGCUGAUUUAUAUUCCAUUAUUCCCUCAAAUGUACAUGCAUAUGGUAUACCAAAGGAAGAAAACUCUUGGAACCCCAGAAACCAAAAAAGUACAAAAGAAAGUUCAAUGAUUAAUGAUUUGUAUAUUUUACAACUACUGGGUACUGGGAAAUAUGUUAUUUUUUGUAAAUUGUUGCCGUGUCUUUGCCAAUUUUUUUAUAGACUGUUUUAUAUAUAAUAUAUAAUUUAAUAAUUACAAAUAAUAAAGCAUUAUUCAUUGUUUAGGUGUGAUAA
Molecule: messenger RNA, 1186 nt
Organism: Myzus persicae (green peach aphid)
Lineage: Eukaryota; Metazoa; Arthropoda; Insecta; Hemiptera; Aphididae
Product: very-long-chain (3R)-3-hydroxyacyl-CoA dehydratase hpo-8-like
Exons: 5
Coding region: 319-1023 (234 amino acids)
Biological process (GO): fatty acid elongation; sphingolipid biosynthetic process; very long-chain fatty acid biosynthetic process
Cellular component (GO): endoplasmic reticulum membrane
Molecular function (GO): 3-hydroxyacyl-CoA dehydratase activity
Source: RefSeq, a predicted model, not a curated record